Molecule: messenger RNA, 2007 nt
Organism: Trichoplax adhaerens
Lineage: Eukaryota; Metazoa; Placozoa; Uniplacotomia; Trichoplacea; Trichoplacidae
Exons: 19
Coding region: 1-2007 (668 amino acids)
Biological process (GO): galactosylceramide catabolic process
Cellular component (GO): lysosome
Molecular function (GO): galactosylceramidase activity
Source: RefSeq, a predicted model, not a curated record
AUGGGAGCAAUCCAUCGAUCUCGAGCCAUAACCUGGCUUAUCGUGGCUAUUUUUUCUCAUCUCAGAGCAAAUGGUCAUGACUACCCUAUCGAUGAUAGUGUUGGGCUAGGCCCAGUAUUUGAUGGAAUUGGAGCUAUCAGUGGUGGAGGUGCAACAUCUCGUCUAUUGGUUAGUUACCCCCAAAGUCAACGAGAACAAGUUCUAGAUUAUUUGUUUAAGCCAAACUUUGGCGCUUCGUUGCAUACCUUUAAGGUAGAAAUUGGAGGAGAUGGGCAAAGCACGGAUGGAACAGAACCAUCGCAUAUGCAUUCAGAAGAUGAUGAAAACUAUCAACGAGGAUAUGAAUGGUACUUAAUGGUGCAAGCGAAAAAGAGAAAUCCUAAUAUCAAACUGUAUGGUCUACCGUGGGCUUUUCCUGGAUGGGUUGGGAAAGGUACUCAAGAUCCCUACAAAUAUCCCCUUAUUACAGCAAAAUACAUUACCAAAUGGCUCAUGGGUGCAAGAAAGUAUUAUAACCUGACGAUUGAUUAUGUUGGGAUUUGGAACGAGAGGCCAUUUAAUAGCAAUUAUAUAAAGGAAUUAAGAAAAACUCUAAAUGAAAAUGGUUUGGAAAAAACUAAAAUUGUCGCAGCAGAUAAUCAUUGGAAUGAUAUAGCAUCAGCAAUCCAAAAUGAUCCCGAACUAGCAGCUGUAGUUGAUAUAAUAGGAGCUCACUAUCCGGGCACAAUGUCACCUAAGGAAGCUUCGGCAACUGGUAAACCUCUUUGGGCGUCAGAAGAUUACAGUACUACUGAUAACAAAAUCGGUGGAGGAUGCUUUGCUAGGAUAAUUAACCAAAACUAUGUCAAUGGAAAUAUGUCAAGUACAAUAGCAUGGAAUCUUGUUGCCAGUUAUUACAAUGGGCUACCGUAUCCAAAUGAUGGCUUGAUGACUGCAAAUGAACCAUGGUCUGGGCAUUACGAAGUCGCAAGCCCAAUUUGGCUAGCAGCUCAUACGACACAGUUUGCUUUUCCUGGUUGGUUUUAUUUGAAACGAGGAUUUGGAUCUGGACAUUUAGAGAAGAACGGCAGUUUUGUUACGUUUAUCGAUCCUACUAAAAAAAAGUUCGCGAUUGUCAUUGAAGCAAUGUCUCAUGAACAUUCUCAAUGCAUUCGACCUCCUCUCCCACAGUACUCGAUUACUAAUCAGGUUGCGUUAUUUCGAUUGCAAGGAUCUCUGAAAAAUUUGGUUGAUAAAGUAACAUUGUGGCGUACUUGUUUAAAAUUUAACGGACCUUCAUCUUUGUUCGAAAGAAUUGGAACAAUUCCAGUAGUUAAUAAUGUGAUAGAACUGAAGAUCGAUGUAGAUUGUACGUAUACGAUUACUAAUACUGCUGGCCAAAGAAAAGGCCACUAUCCCAAUCCUCCAGCAGGGCAAGAAUUUCCGCUGCCUUAUCAUGAUGACUUUGAUAAUUAUCAAAUAGCUAGCGAAGCCAAAUAUUUUGCUGAUCAAACCGGUGUAUUUGAAAUACACAAUAGCAAUACGCCGAAGCAUGGACGUGUUAUGCGACAGAUGGUUUUUAAUUCGCCGAUAUCAUGGUGUACAGAUGCUGCACAGCCAAUAAGCCUUAUCGGUAACUCAGACUGGAAAGAUAUCACAGUGCAAACGGACUUUCUAAUCGAAAAAGGCGAAGGCGUUCUAAUUGCAGCAAGAAUUGGUUUUGGUGGGUGCAAUAUUGCAUUUACACCGGGAGUAGUAUUGCGGAUCACAAUUCAUGGUUAUUUUACUCUCAGUGAAGACUUAGGUGGCUUUCUUACAAUACAUUCUGGCAAAUUGCUGACACCCAUAGGGCUGAAUACUUGGCAUACUGCCACUUUAACUGUUAAGGGAGGCAUGGCUGCUGCUACGUUUGAUCACAAGCCCCUAUUUAACAAUAUCUUUGUUGGCUAUAGUGAAGGCUUCGCAGCUAUAGGCGCACAAUCUUUUAUCCCGGUUCAAUUUGAUAAUUUUAGUGUACGGCGUUCAUAA